Messenger RNA from Ilex paraguariensis (yerba mate), 1452 nucleotides. The record is from the annotation of a GenBank genome assembly. Lineage: Eukaryota; Viridiplantae; Streptophyta; Magnoliopsida; Aquifoliales; Aquifoliaceae.
AUGGCCUUCAACAACAAACCCAAAAAACCCAUGGCCUCCCUCAAAUCCAAUCUCUCCACCACCCUCUUCUUCAUUGUUCUCUUCACCAUCUCAGCUCUCUUCAUCCUCCACUCCCCCACCUCUUCCAUGUGCACCACCCUAUCCACCCACAUAAACACAUGGUCUGGUGAUCUUCGUACCGCGGAAUUUUCAUGGAAUCGCCUAAAAUUCAACGAUAAUAAUCCACCGCCCGUGGCUCUGAAGAUCGCCGUCUUUUCCCGGAAAUGGCCUAACGCUGCCGUCCCGGGUGGUAUGGAAAGGCACGCUCAUACCCUGCAUACCGCUCUAGCUCGCCGUGGACACCAAGUUCAUGUCUUCACUUCACCACCUCAAGAGCUUAUACAACCCCAAGACCAAGACAGUCAAACUUUAUCCCCUCUGAUUCAUUUCCAUGAGGGAGAGCCCGGGCGAUGGCGUUAUAACAAAGCCUGGGAACAGUUUCAAGAAAAGAACAAAUCGGAACGAUUCGACGUGGUUCACUCAGAAAGUGUGGCACUGCCUCACUGGCUAGCUCGUCAGGUUACCAACCUUGCGGUUUCGUGGCAUGGCAUAGCCCUUGAGAGUGUGCAGUCAAGUAUCUACCAAGAUUUGGCACUUAGGCCUAAUGAGCCCAUGGCCCCUGCUGUCAACAACAGUCUACAAGGAGUAAUCCCCAAGGUGUUGAAUGAAAUUAGAUUUUUCAAAAACUAUGCUCACCAUGUUGCUAUAAGUGACAGCUGUGGUGAAAUGCUCAGAGAUGUGUACCAAAUCCCAACCAAAAGGGUCCAUGUGAUUGUCAAUGGGGUCGAUAAAGACGAGUUUAAAGAAGACUGUCAAUUAGGUCAACAAUUUAGAUCAAAGAUCGGUGUUCCAGGUAAUGCAAGUUUACUUCUUGGCGUGGCCGGAAGAUUAGUGAAGGACAAAGGCCAUCCAUUACUCUAUGAAGCCUUCUCCAAGCUCAAAUCGAAGCACCCUGAUGUCUACUUGGUGGUGGCUGGGUCAGGGCCAUGGCAGCAAAGAUACAAAGAUUUAGGGCCUCAAGUCAUAGUUUUGGGGUCUAUGAACCCCGGUGAGUUAAGGUCUUUCUAUAAUUCUAUAGACAUUUUUGUUAACCCUACGCUUCGACCACAAGGUCUUGAUCUCACUCUAAUGGAGGCAAUGAUGAGUGGAAAACCGGUUAUGGCGUCGAGGUUUCCUAGCAUCAAAGGAACCAUUGUUGUUGACAAUGAGUUUGGUUUCAUGUUUUCUCCAAAUGUGGAGUCAUUGGUAGAGGCAUUAGAAUUGGUGGUGGGUGAAGGUUCAAAGAGGCUAGCACAAAGAGGGAAAGCAUGCCAGGAAUAUGCAGCUUCCAUGUUUACUGCAAAUAAGAUGGCAUUAGCUUAUGAAAGGUUAUUCCUUUGUAUCAAAAACCAAACAUUUUGUAUGUACCCUUAG